Messenger RNA from Tachyglossus aculeatus (Australian echidna), 1422 nucleotides. RefSeq names its product lysozyme (gene LYZ). The transcript has 4 exons. Gene Ontology annotation, biological process: defense response to Gram-positive bacterium; defense response to Gram-negative bacterium. Bases 67 to 513 code for a protein of 148 amino acids. Lineage: Eukaryota; Metazoa; Chordata; Mammalia; Monotremata; Tachyglossidae. Gene Ontology annotation, molecular function: lysozyme activity. The record is from RefSeq and is a predicted model, not a curated record.
CGCGGCGGCUCCAACCCGAGGUCCAGCAGUCCGCUGCUCAGCCUCGCUCGCGCCGCCGCCGCCGCGAUGAAGCCUCUGUUUGCGCUGGGCCUCCUCGUCCUUCCCUUCCUCGCCCAUGGCAAGGUCUUCGAGAGGUGCGAGUUGGCCCGAACUCUGAAGAGGUUCGGAAUGGAUGGCUACAGGGGAGUAUCUCUGGCGAACUGGGUCUGUUUGGCCAACUGGGAGAGCAGCUUCAACACGAAUGCAAGGAACUACAACCCCGGCGACCAAAGCACCGAUUACGGGAUCUUCCAGAUCAACAGCCGCUAUUGGUGCAACGACGGCAGGACCCCGAGGGCCGUGAACGCCUGCGGCAUCUCGUGUAACGAACUGUUGAAAGAUGAUAUUACUCAAGCAGUCCGAUGUGCCAAGAGAGUGGUGCAGGAUCCCCAGGGCAUCAGGGCGUGGGUUGCGUGGAGAAACAGAUGCCAAGGACGAGACGUGUCCGUCUGGACCCGUGGCUGUGGAGUGUAACGGGCUGGAUUUGACGUUCCUCAGCUCGGUCUGCCGCUUCCUUCACAUUACACGGCUUCUCAAGUGAAAUAUCACAGUGCUGCGUUUUCCCAUUUAGAGCGAGCAAAGCUGCUCGGGGAAGCCAGCGCAAAAUAAGCACGCACGCGAAAAGGCUUAUAAAAUGGCAAUGUUUUACUCUUGCUGUAUUUCCUGGGUGGUGGGUGGCAGCCGGCUGGGGACAGAGAGGGGCCUGAGGGGUCCGGGAAUGCUGCCGGGGACUGUGGGGGGAUUCCCAACUUUCCAGGGGUGGAGUUUUCCGCUUCCCGACCGCCACCUUCCCUUCUCCCGGAAACUUUUGCUUCCCCAGGAUCCCACAAAGCUUGGAUCCUCCUGUCACCUUCACUUCUACCAAGCUUGACCCCGCUUGGGCCCAUCCCCUGGGCUGUGGAACUUAAUUGUCACUAAUUCACCUUCCUGUUCAGGUUCUGGCCAAAGAAAUGGACCACCUUUAAUCUUAAAAGGCCGGUCCACUCGCUGAUAAUUAAGUUCAUUUAGGUGAAAGGAGCGGUUGGCUCAGCCUUGUGUCGUAGAAAACAACUAAAGGUAAAUGCGGAGUCCCCGAGAGUCAGCCUUAUAGCCUCUCUUUUUCCCAACCCGGCUUUAAAAAUCAUUUUCCUUACUUAAGAAUCGCUUCCGGAUACAUUUUUAUCGCUUAGGAAAACUUAUCUAUGCACCUUGCUGUUAAAAGAAAAAAAUCACGUGAGGUCUAGGCGAGUUACUGGGUUUUCUGUGCCUACAUCGAAACGAGAGAAUCCACCAGGGACGGCCAGAGAGACCUAAACAUUCAGAAAUUUUCGUGAUUAUUGAGUGUGGUCAAAUUGCGUGUGAUCAAUAAAAUUCAGUGUGACAAAAUGAAAGGCUUUGUUACUA